Messenger RNA from Coregonus clupeaformis (lake whitefish), 3879 nucleotides. RefSeq names its product gamma-aminobutyric acid type B receptor subunit 2. Bases 846 to 3656 code for a protein of 936 amino acids. Gene Ontology annotation, biological process: gamma-aminobutyric acid signaling pathway; G protein-coupled receptor signaling pathway. Gene Ontology annotation, molecular function: G protein-coupled GABA receptor activity. NCBI's taxonomy places the organism in Eukaryota, Metazoa, Chordata, Actinopteri, Salmoniformes, Salmonidae. The transcript is spliced from 19 exons. Gene Ontology annotation, cellular component: G protein-coupled receptor heterodimeric complex; membrane. The record is from RefSeq and is a predicted model, not a curated record.
CGCGCUCUGAGCAGCAGCAGACAGCGCUAAAUAAGUGAAGCCUUUUUCAGAAGCAAUCAGGCAGCCGCAGCCUCAGCGUCGUCGGCAGCUAGCACACACACUCUGGACGCGCUGCAAUCAAGAUUGCUUUGAAUAUUCUCUAUUUAGGCUCUCUUAACCAGAACAAUUUCCGUAUUCUCUUCGAUCUGAAUAGGCUACAUAUUGUAGUGCGCUGGCACGGAUGUUCUAUUAGGCUUCUCUGCUGUCUCUUGGCUGGGGAAAAUACUCGGGAGGUGAAUUUGUAUCCAACUGUCAACGAGAGUGGAUGACUCUGGUCGACCUCUGUCAUCUUGAAGUUGUCUUAUUUGGGGUUUUUGAGCAUCCUACGGACUGUGAAUUGUGAUGUUCUUGUGCCAUUGUCGCGCUGGUUCCCCAGGUUGAAGAUAGUGUUUGAGUUGGAGAGAUUUUAACGCGGAGACCUUGUGCAUCACGGAGACCAGGAGGAGAGAGAGAACCGUCAGCGCCAAUAACACCUUCUGCAAGAGAACGGGUCUCCGUUUCUUCCAUAUAUGGUGCAACACCAAAACUGGACACUCGGAAUAAGCCUACAGAAAACCUGUCAUCGAUAAUAAAUCUGUUUUAAAUUCGUUGUGAUAGGCUACAAUCGGGUUCAGGUUGCUCGCUGCGGUUGAACCCCCUACCUAGGCUACGGUUGCUGUUUCACUGUUUGGACCAUUUUAAUAUACACUACUAUAUUUCCCUCUCGGGUGGAUUGUUUGACCACCUCGAAAGACCCCGAAUUUGCGAUGCCUGAGCAGUGAGACCUCGGUGGGAUCUGAUUUGGUCGUCCUGCACGCCACGGUAGCAUGGCCCCGUCCCGAAGGCACUGCGGAUGGGAGAUGACGCCUCUGUCGGGAUGCCUGCUCCUGUCCAUCUUGGCGUUUCAACCUGCGCUAGCCAAGGUCUGCAAUGACUAUUCGAGGCACGGUCAGGACAACAGCUGGUUCUCGGGGGAUGAUGAGAAGUUGCCCAUCAUGGUGCUCAUGCCGAUGAAUGAGUCGGCGCUGAUGAGCAGCAUUAGUCAGGGCAUCGAGCCCGCAGUCCAACUGGCCAUCCAGCACAUACGAGAGUCACAGAAUUACAAGUUUUCACUCAUCACUAAAAUCUACGACACCGAGUGUGACAACGCCAAGGGAUUGAGGGCCUUCUUCGAUGCCAUAUGCUACGGACCCAAACACCUGAUGAUCUUUGGAGGGGUGUGUCCUUCUGUCACAUCCAUCAUCGCUGAGUCACUGGAGGGGUGGAACCUGGUGCAGCUCUCCUUUGCGGCAACAACUCCUGUUCUGGCCGACAAGAAGAAGUACCCCAACUUCUUCCGGACAGUUCCGUCGGACAACGCGGUGAACCCAGCCGUGGUCAAGUUCCUCAACUUCUACAACUGGAGCCGCGUGGGGACCCUCACACAGGACGUUCAGAGGUUCUCAGAGGUGAGGAAUGACUUGACCAAUGAGCUGGAAAAGGCGGACAUCCAGAUCGCUGACACCGAGAGCUUCUCCAACGACCCCUGUGUCAACGUCAAGAAGCUCAAGGAUAAUGACGUGAGGAUCAUUAUCGGACAGUUUGAUGAGAACCUGGCCUCCAAAGUAUUCUGCUGUGCGUACAACCUGAACAUGUAUGGUAGUAAGUACCAGUGGAUCAUACCAGGCUGGUACCAGGGGAACUGGUGGGAGCAGGCCAACUCCACCAACUGCACCACCAAGAAGCUGCUGACCGCUAUGGAGGGAUACAUCGCUGUGGACUUUGAACCGCUCAGCGCCAAACAGGUCAAGGGGAUCUCUGGAAGGACACCUAAAGAGUAUGAGAGGGAGUACAGUAAAGAGCUGCAGCAGAAGGGGGUGGAGCCCUCAAAGUACCACGGCUUCGCCUACGACGGGAUCUGGGUCAUAGCUAAGACCCUGACCCGCGUCAUGGACUUACUGCAGCACAAGGAGAGGCAGGACAUGUACCACAACUUCACCGUGGACGACCGGGAGGUUGGCAGGCUGGUGCUGGAUGUCAUGAACGAAACCAACUUCUAUGGUGUCACGGGCCAAGUCAUGUUCAGGAAUGGAGAGCGGAUGGGCACGAUCAAAUUCACACAGUUUCAAGAGGGGCAGGAGGUUAAGGUUGGAGAGUACAACGCUAUCGCUGAUGUCCUGGACCUCAUCAACAACACCAUGAGGUUCCAAGGAGUGGAGCCUCCUAAGGACCGUACGUUUGUACGUCUGCAGCGUCGCAACAUCAACGUACCCCUCUACAGCAUCCUGUCUGUUAUCACCAUCCUGGGCAUGCUCAUGGCAGGGGCCUUCCUCUUCUUCAACAUCAAGAACCGCAACCACAGACUGAUCAAGAUGUCCAGUCCCUACAUGAACAACCUUAUCAUCCUGGGUGGAAUGCUUUCCUACUCCUCCAUCUUCCUCUUCGGCCUGGACGGUGCCUUGGUGUCCGACAAAGAGUUUGAGGCCCUGUGUACUGUGCGAACAUGGAUCCUCAUUGUGGGGUACACGACAGCGUUUGGUGCCAUGUUCGCCAAGACAUGGAGAGUCCAUGCUAUCUUCAAGAACGUGAAGAUGAAGAAAAAGAUUAUCAAGGACCAGAAGCUGCUGAUCAUCGUGGGUGGGAUGCUGCUGAUUGACCUGUGCAUCCUCAUCUGCUGGCAGAUCGUUGAUCCGCUGAAGAGGACCGUGGAGGAGUACAGCUUGGAGGCGGACCCCCAGGGGCGGGACAUAGCCAUCCGGCCCUUCCUGGAACACUGCGAGAACACACACAUGACCAUUUGGCUGGGGAUCGUGUACGCAUACAAGGGCCUGCUUAUGUUGUUUGGGUGCUUCCUGGCUUGGGAAACGAGGAAUGUGAGCAUCCCGGCCCUGAAUGACAGCAAGUACAUCGGGAUGAGUGUGUACAAUGUGGGCAUCAUGUGUAUCAUCGGGGCAGCCGUGUCCUUCCUCACGCGAGACCAGCCCAAUGUGCAGUUCUGCAUCGUGGCUCUGGUCAUCAUCUUCUGCAGUACCAUCACUCUCUGUCUGGUGUUUGUGCCAAAGUUCAUCACGAUGAGGACCAAUCCGGACGCAGCUACUCAGAACCGGAGAUUAAAGUUCAAUACGAAUCAGAAGAAAGAGGACUCCAAGACGUCCACGUCAGUGACCAGUGUGAACCAGGCCAACACGUCCAGACUGGACGGCCUGCAGACCGACAACCACCGCCUCCGCAUGAAGAUAACAGAGUUGGAUAAGGAACUGGAGGAGGUGACCAUGCAGCUGCAGGACACCCCAGAGAAGACCCCGUACAUCAAGCAGAACCACUACGGAGACGUCAACAACAUCCUCAGCAUACGCAACUUCACAGACGGCAAAGAGGGGGAGAAAUCAAUACUGAAGAAUCAUCUUGAGCAGAAGCCUCAGGCCCAGUGGGGCUCCAUGGAUCCUUCCAGAAUAAACAGAGGUCCCCUGGAGGAUAUCAACUCACCUGAACACAUACAGCGCAGGCUGUCGUUGCAGCUGCCAAUCCUGCACCAUGCCUACCUACCCUCCAUAGGGGGGGUGGAUGCCAGCUGUACCAGCCCCAACGCCAGCCCCGGCUCUAGCCCACGGCACAGACACAUGCCCCCGUCCUACCGGGUCAUGGUCUCAGGCCUGUGAGCAUCAGUCCCCCCUGGCACUUCCAAGAAAGGACAUCCGCGUUUUAAAAACAACAAGCAGACCCUGGCUGAGGCCGUCAGCAACAGUGGAAUAAUAUGUUCGUUUCACUCCUCAUGCCAUGGUCUCUAGAACCAUGGGUCGGGAAGGGGAGAGGGCACAGGAGGACCUUACAAAUGACCCACGAUCCAGAGCAACAACCUCCUUCGGUCUUACCCCCCCACAC